AUGGACAAGGAGGAAGGCGCAGGCCAACCUCCUUUUAGUUCUAGGCCUCAGGGACCGCGAGCGACAGCAGUCGUGAGAGCUAUAUUUUUAUCAUUUUUAGCAAUGCUAGACAAGAAGCAAUUAAGAGCAAUUUUUUUGUACGAGUUGAAACGAGGUCGAAAAGCGGCUGAGACGGCUCGCAAUAUCAACGAAGCUUUUAAUCAAGAUACUGUUAACGAACGUGCAGUACAACGAUGGUUCGCUCGAUUUCGUAAUGGUGAUGAGAGCCUUAAAGACGAAGAACAUGGUAGUCGACCAUCAGAAGUUGAUGACGAACAAUUGAAGACGUUAAUCGAAGCUGACCCACUAAAAACCACACGAGAAGUCGCUGAGGAACUCAACGUUGACCAAUCGACUGUUGUUCGUCAUUUGAAGAAAAUUGGAAAAGUGAAAAAGCUUGACAAAUGGAUUCCGCACGAAUUGAACGAAUCCCAAAAAAAUCGUCGUUUCGAUGUGUCAUCGGCACUCAUUCUGCGCAACAACAACGAUCCUUUUCUCGAUCGAAUUGUAACCUGCGACGAAAAAUGGACCCUCUACAACAACCGGCGACGUUCAGCUCAAUGGUUAGACCAUAAUGAGGCUCCCAAGCACUUUCCGAAGCCAAAAAUUCACCAAAAGAAGAUCAUGGUGACUGUUUGGUGGUCUGCGAUCGGUUUUAUUCAUUACAGCUUCCUGAAUCCAGGCGAAACCAUUACGGUUGAAAAGUAUUGUCAGCAACUCCAGGAAAUGUACCAAAAACUUCGACGCAUGUGCCCGGCAAUGGUCAACAGAAAAGGUCCAAUUCUUCUUCAUGAUAACGCUCGACCACACGUUUCAAUGAUGACGCGACAAAAGCUGCACGAGUUGGGCUAUGAAACUCUGGACCAUCCACCAUACUCACCCGACCUCUCACCCACCGAUUACCAUUUUUUCAAGCAUCUUGACCACUUUUUGCGCGAGAAAUGCUUCAAAAACCAAGACGAAGCCAAGAACGCCUUCAACGCUUUCGUCACCUCCAGAACCCCGGAAUUUUAUGCUACCGGCAUAAAUAAACUUGUAUCUCGUUGGCAACGUUGUACUAAUUCUAACGGUUCUUAUUUUGACUAAUAAAACUUACAAUA
Molecule: messenger RNA, 1139 nt
Organism: Habropoda laboriosa
Lineage: Eukaryota; Metazoa; Arthropoda; Insecta; Hymenoptera; Apidae
Product: histone-lysine N-methyltransferase SETMAR-like
Exons: 2
Coding region: 1-1125 (374 amino acids)
Molecular function (GO): nucleic acid binding
Source: RefSeq, a predicted model, not a curated record